Rhinocladiella mackenziei CBS 650.93 is the source of this 1440-nucleotide messenger RNA. RefSeq lists its product as uncharacterized. Lineage: Eukaryota; Fungi; Ascomycota; Eurotiomycetes; Chaetothyriales; Herpotrichiellaceae. The record is from RefSeq and is a predicted model, not a curated record. The transcript is spliced from 4 exons. Bases 1 to 1440 code for a protein of 479 amino acids.
AUGGAGCCAGAAAAUAUCAGUCCCCUCAGCCCACGAGCGACGUACCUGAGCAGCUUCUCGGAUGAUCCCGAGGUUGCCUUCAACAAGACUCCCAUGGAGGUCGUGGAGUGCAGGCCAAAACACGUCUGCCGACAGUGCAAUGCCCGUUGGAGCGAGCCGGUGCCUCCGGUGGAGCUGGAGAAUACCGCCAUUGCUAGGCCGCUAAAGUUCAAAGAAAGGUUGAGCCAUAGCUAUACAAACCACCCCUGGAUUUACCGAGCCGUGUUCGUUCUCCUCGCCUCCGUCUUGGUCGUCGUGAUUGUUGUCUUGGCCGUUGUCCUCCGUCCACGACAUCCGACCGGUGCUCUAAAAGGCAUCGCAGGACUCGUCGCCUUGGAUAGAGGUGACGAUUCGCCGUUCGUCGACAUCUUCUUUUCCCAUGCGUCAGGCCAGAUUCGCCACAUCGUCUGGGAUGACAAGGAUCAGCGCUGGACCGGCGGUACGGCGUCUGACAACAUUUUGAGCUCGUCUGCACCUCCACCACGCAAGGGUGGGCCUCUGAUGGCCGUGACCUACAAGAUUGGAAUUGAAACUACCUGGAAAGUCUUCUACGUCGGCUCAGAUGACACUCUCCAAGAGACACAGGCUUCCACAGUUACAGAAGCGUUUCCUGUGAUGUGGCUUCCAGGCUCCCUCGGACUUCGCGGGUACAAAGCAAACUCAAGUCCAACCACAGGCCUGAGCGUCUGCAAAAACAUGCUCUGGUCCAGCGAUCCGACGGGCUUCCAAAACGGGUCUCUGGUGCUCCUUUACGGCGGCCAAGACGGCCACAACCACAUGCUCACUCACAGUGUCCAGGACACGGCGUGGUACCACAACCACACGUUCGAGAACUCCUUCGCUGCCUCCGGAAUCGAGUGCACGAGCCGCGGCGCCAGCAUCACCGACAUUUGGAUGCUCGACGCGAAACACCGACUGAUCCAAAGCUCCUUCGAAUUCGACCCGCGUUCCACCUCUUCCGCGUACCCAGCGGGCCAAUUCACGUCCGGCACCGUCUUCGACGGCCCGAUCCAGACGCCAACCCCGAUAUCCGCCAUCAAAUAUAGCGGCCCCACGCUCACGUACCACCAGAACUCGACUUUCGUCCGCUUCGUCGGCUUGGACGGCGUCGUGCGCGAGAUCAACGUCGCGACCUACGAUCGAUCCGGACCACCGGCCUUGGUCUCGACAUCGCGAUCCGUCGGCGAUGUCCAGAUUGACCAGAAAGGAGGCAAGAUCGCCAGCGUCGAGCUGCGCACGAUGGCGCAGGACCUGGACACCAAGGAGAGGGGCCAGGUCAGCUACGUCUUCUUGCAGUCCGUCGACCAGCCGACGCAGAUCUCGCCGCUAUCGCAGAAUUUCUAUGACAAUGCGAAUUCUUUCACUCUGGACGAAGACCACGUUUCGGAGAUUGGGCGUUGA